Dunckerocampus dactyliophorus (ringed pipefish) is the source of this 2772-nucleotide messenger RNA. RefSeq names its product G protein-coupled receptor 37 like 1a (gene gpr37l1a). Gene Ontology annotation, biological process: positive regulation of MAPK cascade; adenylate cyclase-inhibiting G protein-coupled receptor signaling pathway. NCBI's taxonomy places the organism in Eukaryota, Metazoa, Chordata, Actinopteri, Syngnathiformes, Syngnathidae. The record is from RefSeq and is a predicted model, not a curated record. Gene Ontology annotation, cellular component: signaling receptor complex; plasma membrane. The transcript is spliced from 2 exons. Gene Ontology annotation, molecular function: G protein-coupled peptide receptor activity. Bases 160 to 1752 code for a protein of 530 amino acids.
CGUGUUGCGUGUUUAACACCCCGCUGAAGAAAUGAACAACUUCAUAGCUUCAGCAUCAGCAAUACAAGCAGGUCACACUUCAUGGACAUUUGGUGUGAAGAGUUAAAAGUUUUACUACAGCGCAUGUCUUAGCACGAAACUGCUAGACUAACGCUAAACAUGAGCCCAGUUCUCUUUGCUUUGCUUCUUCUGAUUUGUUCAGUGGAGCUACGCAGCCACGUCCGUCGCCCUCACCCGUCAGCCCAGGGAGAGGAUGCUUUGGACCCGCUGGUCAAGGAGGAGGCUCCUCUGGAUGAUGGUGGUGUUGUUGAGAGUUUGGAAGUUUCAGAACUGAGUCGAGCUGCCCGCCGGGACGGAUCUUCUAGGAGACGAGAUCACGGCCACCAGCGACCACAUGAAGACCCGAGCGGAUACUUCACCACACCGCGGGCGGACCGCCACACCACCGCCCUGCGGGCUAACUUGUCAUCGGGCCGCGGUGCCGGGCUGCUUAACCCACUGUUCCCGGUCACAGACGGCUCCUACUGGGCCUACGCGGUGAUGCUGCUCGCCCUAGUGCUCUUCUCCGUUGGCAUGGUGGGUAACCUGGCUGUCAUGUGCACCGUCUGGCAUAAUGUUUACCUGAAGACUGCUUGGAACUGCAUCCUCGCCGGACUGGCCCUUGUCGACUUCCUGGUGCUGUUCUUCUGCUUACCUGUGGUCGUCUUCCAUGAGCUUACAUUCAAGAGGUUGCUAGGAGACAUGUCCUGUCGCCUCGUGCCCUACCUGGAGGUGACCUCUCUGGGUGUGGCCACCUUCAGCCUCUGUGCUCUGAGUAUUGAUCGUUUCCACGCCGCCACGGGACCCGUACCCCUGCACACGUCGAGGGUGGAGCCCUGCCGGUCAAUCCUCUCCAAGCUGUCUGUUAUCUGGUUGGGCUCCUUGGUGCUGGCUUCCCCUGAGCUGCUCUUAUGGCAGCUGCUCCAGGAGGCAGUCAGCCUGCCAACCGCCACCACCGACCCUCAGCGGGGACAGGUGGGCGGCUCCCUGGCGGCUGCCUUCCGAGCACGAGCAGAUACCCUGGUGGUGGACAUAUGCGUCCGUGAGCCGUCUGAGGCACUCCCUGAGAGCAUGUACCCGCUGGUGUUGACCUACCACGAGGCUCGCAUGUGGUGGAUGUUUGGCUGCUACAUCUGCCUGCCACUGCUCUUCACUCUGGCCUGCGACCUGGUCACCAAGCAGGUGUCAGCGCCCAGACCCGUCAAGGCGGCAAGCAGACGCUCCUCCUCAUCCUCCUCCUGUGCUUCAUCUUCCUCCCCAACAAAGAAGAAGCACCAUGCGCGUCAGCAGAGGCUGCGCUCCACCGUCAUGGCGCUCAACGCUUUGUAUGUCACCUGUAAUUUACCAGAGAGCAUAUGUAACAUCACUCUGGCCUACGUCUCGGUCCCAGCCGUGGUUCUGUCGGCACUGGGCCUUGUGGGCCAGUUCUUCUUGUUUGUACGUUGCUCAGCGACGCCGGUGCUGCUGCUGUGCUUGUGUCGCUCACUGGGCCAGGCCUUCAUGGAAUGCUGCUGCUGCUGCUGCGACGAGUGCCUCCCUGAUGCCCACUCUUCCACCUUGGCCUCCACCGCCACCACCUCCGCCCUCUCCUCACCUACACCUCACUCGCCGUCUCCGUCCCUGUUGCCCUCGGGCAAAGAGGAGACAGUGAAGGUAGAAGUAACCUAUGAUCGGGCCAAAGACUCAUCAGCAGCCAUUGGGACCCCUUGCUGAGUUCUACCAGUGAUUUCAUUCAGGUCAAGGUACAAUUUGUAGCUUGUGGAACAACAUAAUGCUUCCAAUUUCACACUCCAGACCAACAGAGGGCGGUGUAAAACCAGGGACUAUCUGCCCUAAAUCUCUUGAAGAAGGAAACAUUCAAAAUUUAAAUGGGUGAUGAUGCUUUGUGGAUUGUUUUGAGAAGGGACGAGCAUGAUACCGCUUCCAUAAAUGACUGGGAUAAUUAGCAAUUAGUAUUUGUGAUAUUAAUUUGAAGUUUUAUUCCAAGAAGCUGUGAACAUUCAUCUGCUGAUACUUCCAGACACAUCAUCAUUAAUACUCCUCACAUUGUCACAUGUUGAGGUUCACAAGUUCAACAUUAAACAUUAAAAACAAAAGUAAAAAAAGCAGAAAGCCCACUCAUGCUGAGGCUCAGAGGUAAAUAUCAUCACGUUCAAAGUGUAUGAAAACAAAAUCCUGAUUCUUAUAGAGAAAUACAUCAACAGAAAUGUGUCCACCACAUGGAAACAAACUCACAGUGUAACAAAGUUAUUGAUACGCUAACUUCACCAGCCUGGUGAACCCCACUCCAUCCUUCUUACACCACUCUGGAUUAUGAUAUUCCAGUAUUUUAAAAUGGACUUUGUAGUUUUUGUCAGUCAAGAUGAUCCAGGAUCAAACUUGGCUUUUUUUUUUGUUUGUUUACUUUGGAUUUCUUCGAAACCAGUUUAGGCAGCAAACUCGUUGCUGCAAAUCCAUGAUCGGUCAAAACAUUGCGUCAUGACAUAACCUAGUUGAUAGAUUGAUAGAAAUUACACAUGCAAACGAAAAAGUGCUAUAUUGUGUAACAAACUAGGUCAUACCCCUUGCACCAAAUUGGACCUUUAAAACAUCAAGAAUCCAUCUAAGUUUAUUAUUAAUGAAUUUUAGUAAUAGUGAUCUUACACUCUGAGAUUAUUUUCCUCUGGAAGUGUUCAUCAAACAAUUUAUGGGUGUUUUGUUACUUUUGACUUUUAGUAAAAUUUUCCUUUCUCA